GGACGACGGGGCCGGACCUGGACGCCAGGUCUGAGGAGCCGCACCUGCCAGGAGCACGUCCCGCCAGCCAGUCGCAGGAGCCCUGGGAGCCGCCGCCAUGGGAAUGUCGAAAUCACAGGGUUGCUUUGGUUAUCCCCUGAGCAUCUUCUUCAUUGUGGCCAAUGAGUUUUGCGAAAGAUUUUCCUACUAUGGAAUGCGAGGAAUCCUGAUUCUGUACUUCACAAAUUUCUUCAGCUGGGAUGAUAACAUGUCCACUGCCAUUUACCAUACAUUUGUGGCUCUGUGCUACCUGACGCCAAUUCUUGGAGCUCUUAUCGCUGACUCGUGGCUUGGAAAGUUCAAGACCAUUGUGUCGCUCUCCAUCGUCUACACAAUUGGACAAGCAGUCAUCUCAGUAAGCUCUAUUAAUGACCUCACAGACCACAACCACGAUGGCACUCCUGACAGCCUUCCUGUGCACGUGGCGCUGUCCAUGAUCGGCCUGGCCCUGAUAGCUCUGGGGACUGGAGGAAUCAAACCCUGCGUUUCUGCAUUUGGCGGAGAUCAGUUUGAAGAGGGCCAGGAGAAACGAAGAAACAGAUUUUUUUCCAUGUUUUACUUGGCCAUUAAUGCUGGAAGUUUGCUUUCCACGAUCAUCACUCCCAUGCUCAGAGUUCAACAAUGUGGAAUUCACAGUAAACAAGCUUGUUACCCACUGGCCUUUGGGGUUCCUGCUGCUCUCAUGGCUGUAUCCCUGAUUGUGUUUAUCCUUGGCAGUGGGAUGUACAAGAAGUUCCAGCCACAGGGCAACAUCAUGGGUAAAGUGGCCAGGUGCAUCCAUUUUGCCAUCAAAAAUAGAUUUAGGCAUCGGAGUAAGGCAUUUCCCAAGAGGGAGCACUGGCUGGACUGGGCUAAAGAGAAAUACGAUGAGCGGCUCAUCUCCCAAAUUAAGAUGGUUAUGAGGGUGAUGUUCCUGUAUAUUCCACUGCCAAUGUUCUGGGCCUUGUUUGACCAGCAGGGCUCCAGGUGGACACUGCAGGCAGCAACUAUGUCCGGGAAAAUCGGAGCUCUCGAAAUUCAGCCCGAUCAGAUGCAGACCGUGAACGCCAUCCUGAUCGUGAUCAUGGUCCCGAUCUUCGACGCUGUGCUGUAUCCUCUCAUUGCAAAAUGUGGCUUAAAUUUCACCUCUUUGAAGAAGAUGACAGUUGGCAUGUUCCUGGCGUCCUUGGCCUUUGUGGUGGCUGCCAUCGUGCAGGUGGAAAUCGAUAAAACUCUUCCGGUCUUCCCCAACGGAAACGAAAUCCAAAUUAAAGUUUUGAAUAUAGGAAACACUACCAUGAAUAUAUCUCUUCCUGGAGAGAUGGUGACACUUGACUCAUUGUCUCAAACAAAUGCAUAUAUGACUUUUGAUGUAAACAAACUGACAAGUAUAAAUAUUUCUUCUCCUGGAUCACCAGUCACUGCCGUAACUGACGACUUCAAGCAGGGCCAGCGCCACACGCUUCUAGUGUGGGCCCCCAAUCACUACCGGGUGAAUAUAUUAUUCUCUAGUUCAGUUACAAGACAGGUGGUUUUCUGUUUCAGAUUUGUAAAUACUUUUAACGAGCUCAUCACUGUCACAAUGAGUGGGAAAAUUUAUGCAAAUGUCAGCAGCAACAAUGCCAGCAACUACCAGUUUUUUCCUUCUGGCGUAAAAGGCUUCACAAUAAGUUCAACAGAGAUUCCACCACAAUGUCAACCUAAUUUCAAUACUUUCUACCUUGAAUUUGGUAGUGCUUAUACCUAUCUAGUCCGAAGGAAGAAUGGCAGCUGCCCUGAUGUGCAGUCAUUUGAAGAUAUUUCAGCCAACACAGUUAACAUGGCUCUGCAAAUCCCGCAGUAUUUUCUUCUCACCUGUGGCGAAGUGGUCUUCUCUGUCACGGGACUGGAAUUCUCAUAUUCUCAGGCUCCUUCCAACAUGAAGUCGGUGCUGCAGGCAGGAUGGCUGCUGACGGUGGCUAUUGGCAACAUCAUCGUGCUCAUUGUGGCAGGGGCAGGCCAGUUCAGCAAACAGUGGGCUGAGUACAUUCUAUUUGCUGCGUUGCUUCUGGUCGUCUGUAUAAUUUUUGCCAUCAUGGCUCGAUUCUAUACUUACAUCAACCCAGCAGAGAUCGAAGCUCAAUUUGAUGAGGAUGAAAAGAAAAAGAGCCUGGAAAACAGUAACCCAUAUAUCAUGUCGGGGGCCAACUCCCAGACAGAGAUGUGAAGGUCAGGAAGCAAGUGGAGGAUGGACUGGACCGGCAGAUGCCCUGACCUCUGCCCCCAGGUAGCAGGACACUCCAUUAGAUGGCCUCUGGUGGGGAAGACUUCAGAAUUGGAAACUAAACCAUGAAUGCUAUUUUCUUUUUUUUUCUUUUUUCUUUUUCUUUUCUUUUUCUUUUUUUUUUUUUUUUU
Messenger RNA from Cercocebus atys (sooty mangabey), 2412 nucleotides. It is a transcript of the gene SLC15A1, whose product is annotated as solute carrier family 15 (oligopeptide transporter), member 1. Gene Ontology annotation, cellular component: membrane. The record is from RefSeq and is a predicted model, not a curated record. Lineage: Eukaryota; Metazoa; Chordata; Mammalia; Primates; Cercopithecidae. Gene Ontology annotation, molecular function: dipeptide transmembrane transporter activity. Gene Ontology annotation, biological process: transmembrane transport; oligopeptide transport. The transcript has 22 exons. The coding region runs from base 98 to 2224 and encodes 708 amino acids.